UGGUUUUAGAGGUGAACACAUAAUCAAUUGUUGACAACUCUUAUGUUUGUUAAGGUUUUUUGCCAAGCUUGUGAAAUGGGGAAGAAGAAAUAUUUGGAUUGGACAAGCCGGUCGAUUAUGUUCACCGGAGGAGUUUCCUUCGUGAAGAAAAAUGGUUUAUUGAAAUCUUGUGAAAUGGGGAAGAACAAGCAUUUGGAUUGGACAAGCCGAUCGAUCAUCUCUUCCGGAGGUGACAGAGUUCCUCUAAUCAGAAAAAAUGUCAAGAGAAAUGAGAAUGAAGUCGGGUCAUCAAAUGGUCCAGCAACAGACCUCGAGUACGGAGACGCAAUACAGGCAGCAAAUGUUGGAUUUUCCAGAGUUCUACUUUUGGCAAAACCUGAUGCAGGGAGGCUCAUUAUUGCAACAAUUGCUCUACUGAUAGCUUCAACUUCAAGCCUGCUUAUACCAUCUUUUGGUGGGAGGAUUAUCGACAUUGUAUCAAGAGACAUAAAGACACCCGAAGAGCAAACUGAAGCUCUGAAUGCUGUUAAGGACACUAUACUAGCCGUUGUGUUGGUGGUUGUUGUCGGUUCAUUCUCAACAGCGCUCAGGGCAUGGUUGUUUUCUUCCGCUAGUGAACGGGUUGUUGCUCGUUUGAGAAAGGAUUUGUUCAGCCACCUUAUGCAGCAAGAAAUAGCUUUCUAUGAUGUUACUAGAACAGGAGAAUUACUCAGUCGAUUAUCUGAAGACACACAAAUUAUAAAAAAUGCUGCAACUACUAAUCUCUCUGAGGCACUUCGAAAUUUGACUACAGCAUUUAUUGGUCUUGGCUUCAUGUUCUCUUCUUCAUGGAAGCUAACAUUGUUGGCUUUGGUUGUUGUACCAAUAAUAUCGGUAGCUGUGCGCUACUUUGGAAGGUACCUUCGAGAACUGUCUCAUGCAACACAAGCUGCAGCUGCAGUUGCUGCCUCAAUUGCCGAGGAAUCUUUUGGAGCCAUUCGAACAGUGAGAUCUUUUGCACAAGAAUCUUAUGCGAUUUCAACCUACUCUGAAAAAGUUGAUGAGACUUUAAACCUUGGCCUACGACAAGCAAAAGUCACGGGUAUAUUUUCUGGUGGUAUGAGUGGAGCAUCAACAUUGUCAGUGAUCACAGUGGUGAUAUACGGAGCUUACUUGACUAUUACACGCGCGAUGACAGCUGGCUCGCUUACAUCAUUCAUUCUCUACAGCCUCACAGUUGGGUCUUCGAUAUCUUCAUUAUCAGGAUUAUAUACAACUGCCAUGAAAGCUGCUGGAGCAAGUAGGAGAGUUUUUCAGCUUCUCGAUCGUGUGUCCAGCUUGGCAAAACCCGGGACCCAAUGCCCCGUUGGUGAUCCAGAUGGAGAUGUUGAACUCGAUGAUGUUUGGUUUGCUUAUCCUUCUCGACCCAAUCAUAUGGUACUUAAGGGGAUAACACUAAAAUUGAGACCCGGUUCGAAAGUAGCCUUAGUGGGACCCAGUGGUGGCGGAAAGACCACCAUCGCGAAUUUGAUCGAAAGGUUUUACGAUCCAUCAAACGGAAAGGUUUUGCUAAACGGGGUUCCAUUACCCGAAAUCUCACACGAAUUUCUACACAAAAAGGUGAGUAUAGUGAGCCAGGAGCCUGUUCUAUUCAACUGUUCUAUAGAAGAUAACAUUGCUUACGGAUUCGAUGGAAAAGCCACCAGUUCUGAAAUCGAAAACGUUGCUAAAAUGGCGAAUGCCCAUGAUUUUGUGUCGUCGUUUCCGGAGAAAUACCAAACGGUGGUUGGAGAACGUGGAUUACGGUUGUCGGGAGGUCAAAAACAACGAAUUGCAAUCGCUAGAGCGCUCUUGAUGAACCCUAGAGUUUUGCUAUUGGAUGAAGCCACAAGCGCUUUAGAUGCAGAAAGCGAAUAUCUCGUUCAGGAUGCGAUGGACUCGUUAAUGCAAGGAAGGACGGUGUUAGUGAUAGCUCACCGGCUGUCGACGGUGAAAAGCGCCGACACGGUGGCGGUGAUUUCCGAUGGGCAGAUUGCAGAAAGUGGGACCCACGAAGAGCUUCUUAACAUGAACGGGAUUUACACUGCACUUGUAAGGCGGCAAUUGCAAGUUACCCAAAAUGGAGAAGUGUAAUUUUUUGACUUUUGAGUUUGACUAUUGGAGAGUCGAGUGAAAAUUGACCUUUUUAACCCCAUGGCAAUAGUAAAAAGUAAAAUCCACAAGUGAUUGACAUAUUUUUGGAUGCAAUCGAGAGCUCGGAGAAAAAGUUAACCGAGGAGUCGAUAAUCUCUUGUUUCCAAAGAUUGUAUGUAUUUUUAGAACAACAUUUGUAUCCAAGGGGUUUUGUAUAAUAUAGAGUCUAUUGGCCA
This is a messenger RNA of Lactuca sativa (garden lettuce), 2348 nucleotides long. RefSeq names its product ABC transporter B family member 27. Gene Ontology annotation, biological process: oligopeptide export from mitochondrion. The record is from RefSeq and is a predicted model, not a curated record. Gene Ontology annotation, molecular function: ABC-type oligopeptide transporter activity; ATP binding; ATP hydrolysis activity. Gene Ontology annotation, cellular component: mitochondrial inner membrane. NCBI's taxonomy places the organism in Eukaryota, Viridiplantae, Streptophyta, Magnoliopsida, Asterales, Asteraceae.